AACAUUAAAAACAUAUGGAUAUUAGUUGAACGUGCAACAAACUGUGAAUUAAUGAACAAUGACUGAACCAAAAGAUAAGAACGAUGAAAUUAUCUUCGUGGACGAGGUGGCUGAUGAAGUAUUAGAACCUCUGACCGACAAGUUGGAAGCGACGAUCACACCACACUCUGGUUCUAUGUUAGAGACAGACAACAUAAACAAUCCACGGCCAACUUCCGGAUCUGAGAUCGACGACUCUGAAUCGGACGAUGAAUUGUCAAGAAAGGUUGAUCUGGCAGGCGAAGAUGCUAGCUCUUCGCAAUGGAUACGUUUCCACCGGCAUAAUUGUGCUUUAGACGGCAGAAAUCUAUUCUUUCCGCCGCCACCUGUUUCAACCGCACCUGACGUGAAUGUCUAUCAGUAUAAGAAAACAGUUGCCCAAGGGAUGAUGGAUUUGGCUCUCGUGUCGGCCAAUGCGAAUCAAUUGCGCUAUGUUCUGCAAACUGACGGCGGACACUCAUAUUAUUAUCCAUCCCUAGUUAUGAUAAGUGCCAGCUUGUUACUGCAGAUUGCUGUGGGUAUAGGACUGAUUUGGAACAGCAGGUAUAAUGUGAAGAACGACAGUGAAAUGUGCAAAGCUGUAAGAGCCAACAAUUACACUGUAAUUGGUAUAUUUCUGGUGACAAUUUUGAAUGUUUUCAUCUCAUCAUUUGGUGUUAUUGAUCAAAUGACUGCUGCAACUACAUGAUCCAAGGACCGCUAGUGAAAGCCUGCGACAAAGGACGAGGCGAAGCCACCGCGAAAGAGAGGAGUAGCGGCUGGCGUCGCCCGGAUUAAUAGCUAUGGAAUAUUGGUAUAAAUGAAAUAAAAAUUAUUUUACACUUUUUAGUGCAU
This is a messenger RNA of Osmia bicornis bicornis, 873 nucleotides long. RefSeq lists its product as uncharacterized. Bases 59 to 727 code for a protein of 222 amino acids. The record is from RefSeq and is a predicted model, not a curated record. Gene Ontology annotation, cellular component: membrane. The transcript has 2 exons. Gene Ontology annotation, biological process: cell adhesion; tissue regeneration. NCBI's taxonomy places the organism in Eukaryota, Metazoa, Arthropoda, Insecta, Hymenoptera, Megachilidae.